AUGAAAAAUUCCGCGGCCUUUUUCCUCCUCCUGCUCCACAAUGUAUUAAGUUUUUCAAGUGUCACAGUAAAUCCUAGCUCUGCAAAUAUCUAUGAACAAACUACUUAUCUAGCUACCCUCACUUUAACCCAAUCACUUCCAAAUGUUCCUGCCGGGUUCAAGGCGGUAAUGAUCUUGCCAUCCCAAUUCAAAGUUGUUGAUCCUAUAAACUCUCUCCCAAGCACAUGCAUCUUAAAAGAUUUUUUAAUUGUCUCGCCUGAUAUCGCUCUAACUUCUGCAUACAGCUCAACAAACCCCCAAAAUGGGCAAUGUGGGGUUUCUGCAUCUAACACUUAUACCUUAAUCACCCCCCAACAAAUGACAGCUGGUUUAAAGUUUCUAAUUGGAAACAUUCAAAACCCAAUCGCCUCCUUAAAUGCAGCCAAUAUAGGCCCAAUUCAAUUUUAUGGCUACAACCCAGGAAGCACAUCUCCUGACUAUCAAAUUCAAUAUAGUUUUACAAGUGGGACUUUUAACCCAGGGACACUUACAAGCUCAUCAUUUUCACAGACAAAUACUCAAGUAGGCGCUUGGAAUUCCUACACGUUCGGAUUUACUCUUCAGCAUAAUGUGCCACAGGAUGGAAAAAUCCAAUUUGUGUUUUCAAGCGAUUUUGGGUUAAGCACUCCUGCAAAUACUCCAGUUACUGGGCAGAUAGGCAGCGGUGCAAGUGAAAGUUUAACGCCAACUAUCAGUAGUAAUACGCUUUUUGCUACUGGAUUAUUUAGCUCUGAUUUGACUGUAGCAGCUGGAGUGACUUCAAUUAGUAUUACAAUUGGAUGGUUAAGAAAUAUAAGAUAUAUAGGAACUUCUUCUAUAGUGAUUUCUACGACAACUUCAAAUAACGAAAAAAUAGACUCAAUGACUAUAUAUCAAGGAUCUAGCUCACCUUGCCCUAUUAGCUAUUUAUUGCUUUAUAACACAGUAACUACUGUAAAUCUUCAAAACUCUUUGUCAAUUUUUUUCCAAACAAACAUUUUUGAUGCAAAUUUAAACAAUACUUUUAUUAUAAAAUAUACUUUUCCUUCAACUUUUACUAUAAAUUCUGUAAGCUGCUCAAUUGUCUCAGGGCUUUCAGAUACUUCAAUAUCUUGCUCACAGAACUCCAAUGUUUUAAGUACUACGGCUGUGACUCAAAGCACAACUAAUAUUGGGAUUAAUUUCAAUUAUCCUAUUAACCCUCCAAAUACUAAAACUACAGAUUACUUUAAAAUAUCAACUUAUACCUCUGGAGGAGCUCUAAUAUGCCAAAAUACCACGUUUAGUACUUUCACAGCAACCCCAAAUGCAAUAAAUGUGGUAAAAAAAUCAAGGAAUAGUGCAUAUGUUGGUGAUUCAGGACCUUAUAUUUUAUCAUUUACAACCUCAACACAGAUGCCUUCAUAUUCUUGGGUAAAAAUAGUUUUGCCAAUAGCAGAGCUAUGGGAAGACAGUGGAAUUGUUUGCAAUACUGUUAUAAACGGAGUCACAUCCACCUCAAAUAUUUGCACAAAAUCCUCGAGCCCUGCUGAUAGCAGCACUUAUGAAUUGAUUAUGAAUGAAUGAUGCUCAUCAACUGAUACAAGUUGCUCUUCAUGCUGCAGUGCUGGAAAAACCCUCACAAUUAGUAUUGGAGGAGUAAAAAAUCCAUAUUAUGUUAAUCCUAAUCUAGGGACGACAAUAAAAAUAUAUACAUUGAACCCUGAUAAAACAGGAUUAAUUGAUGAUGUCACAUCAGGCCUCCAAUUUACUCCUGCUUUGCAGGCACGAACAGUGAGUGAUGCAAUACUGAAUAGAAGUGACGACACUGUUGGUGAGUAUACAGUUUAUAAUUUAUCUUAUACCCCUACUAUUGACUAUAUGAGCAAUGCUAUGAUUGUUUUUACAAUUCCAGCUAACUCAAUAUUCGCUGCAGACAAUGGGAAUUCAAUGCAGUGCACUAAUAUUGGGAAUUCUUAUGGAAACAGCAACACCCCUACCUGCUCUAAUUAUACACAAAAUGCAAGCGGCUCAAUUACUUCUAUCACCUUUGAAAAUAUGUGCCCAAGUGGGUGUACAAAAGGAGUGAAAAUAGUGCUACAGGUUUCAAACAUUCAAAAUCCCAAUACAAUUGCUCCAUUUGACUCAUCAUGAAAAAUUGCAGCCUACACAAGUGCAUGAUAUAUAAUUGAAAAUGGCGGCAUAAGUACUGCAAAUUUAAACAGCAUCAAUACGAGUACUAUAUCAGGGAUUACAGCAACCCGCACAAAUAAUAACAUUAAAUCAAGCAUUUCGAUGGCCAUUUCAUUUAACUAUUCAACUUUUAUAGCGAGUACAGGAUAUAUUGAUAUAACUUUUCCAAUUGAUAUGGUUGUCAUUCAAACGACGUUUAGGGUUUAUAGGAUUUCUGAUAAUGUAGAGCUGAAUAUAUUAAAGACAGUUGACUCAUCAACAAAUAGUGUAGUCCAUCUUACAAUAACAAACUACUGCUCGUCAACUUGCAAGAAAGGAGGGAGUAUUGGGUUUGCAAUGGCUGGAAUCAAAAAUAUGGAUUAUGUGAUCACAAUAACUGGCGGAUUGUCAAUUUAUACGUCUAAUAAUGGGUAUAAUAGCGAUGUAGCUAGCAUAAACGAUGUUUCAACGAUUUUAGCUCCGUUUAUUGCUGGGAGCUUGACAAAUAUUGAUAUUCAUCCUUAUAAUCCAACAGUGUCUGCUGUAACUAACUACAGAAUCAUAUUUACUUCCCAAAAUAACAUUCCGAUUGGGGCAAUGAUAUCGGUAGCAUUCCCAUCUGGAGUCUCGAUCUCUUCUUCUCUCAGUUCUUGCACAUCUUAUAUCAAUACAAAUACCACUUUACAAUGCACUGUAUCAAGCAAUACUGUCACCUUGAAAAAUGGUUUCCAGUCUCAGCUUACAGGACCAGUAAUGAUAGGAUUUUGAAUAUCUAACAUCACAAAUGGCAAUUCCGCAAAAUCAUAUGGAGUUUUUGCAAUUUCUACGCUAGAUUCAACGGGAUUUGUGAUAGAUACUGACUCAACUAUGUCUAUAUCAUUUUUCUCAUCAAUUAAUGACAAUUCGUGCUCUUCUGAAUGCCAGCACUGUGCAGGAAGCUCAAUAUCUUGCUAUUCCUGCAACGUUCCUUCGUCUUCACCAAUGCUUGAAGGGUAUUCUUGCAAUUCUGAAUGCCAAAGUGACUAUUUUUUAUAUUCAGACCUCACAUGCUUAAGGUGCCACUUCACAUGUGCCUCAUGUCUCGGCCCACAAUCAACUGAUUGCACUUCAUGCGCUUCAGGCUAUUUGCAAUCAGAUAAUUCAUGUGUGACUUCUUGCCCUUCAGGUACUCAAAAAGUUAACGGAGUUUGUGUGAAUACUGGAAGCUGUCAAAGCCCAUGUGCAACCUGCAGUACAAGCUCUACAUUUUGUUUAUCAUGUGUGUCUUCUUACCCAGUUUUGUAUAGAGAAAGAGGAAAUUGUGUAGCAGAAGAAACUUUGACUGAUGAUAACUGUCCUACAGGAUAUUAUGAAGACAGCAACAAAAUUUGUCAAAAAUGUGAUAAUAACUGUUUAGAUUGCUUCUCUGCAUCUACUCAUUGCAAUAGCUGCCCUACCAUUUAUGGAGAAACUUAUUUAAACAAGCUAGACUAUACUUGUGUUUCAAAGUGCCCUGAUCUUAUUUCAGUUGUUGACUCAACCAACAAAUUAUGCUUACCCUGCGAUGCAUCAUGCCAGACUUGCAGUGGGAUUUCCUCUAAUAGCUGUUUAAGCUGCCCAACUUCUGGAACUAAGUAUUUUACCUCAGACAGCCAGUGUGUUUCUGCGUGCUCUUCUCCGACUCAUCAUUACUAUAAUACAACUUCUAGCAUUUAUCAGUGCAUUUCUAGCUGUCCUUCAAACUAUUAUUUGGAUUCGCCCACAAAUUAUUGUUUACCUUGCAUGAGCAGCUGCUUGACUUGCAAUGAUGGUGUCACAUGCAAAACAUGUGACCUGUCAGGAUCAACGCCUUUUAUUACAGACACCAAUCUUUGUGUACAGAAAUGCACUUUGACUCAAUAUUUAUAUACUCUCAAUGGUAGAAAGAUAUGCUAUUCCAAUUCUUGUCCAGCUCCUUCUCUAAUUUAUUACGAUUUAAAUAACAAUAAUCAGCCUACAUGCAUUGACUAUUCAACCUGUCCCAGCCAGCAUUAUUAUAUAACCAGCGAUAAUUCAAGCUGCUUAGCUUGUGAUCAAACUUGUUUAACAUGCAAUGGUACUGCAUCCAAUAAUUGCUUAACGUGCGAUUUAUCAGGAAGCACUCCAUUUCUAACUGAAGAUUCUAAAUGUGUAGCUUAUUGCAGUUCUUCUCAAUUCGUAUAUACUCUCGAAGGAAAGAAGCUGUGCUAUAAUAAUGCUUGUCCAUCUCCAUCACUAAAAUAUUAUAAUAUCAGCAACAAUAAUCAGCCUACUUGCAUUUCAUAUGCAAGUUGUCCUAGUCAGCACUAUUAUAUCACAAGUGAUAAAUUAAGCUGCUUAGCUUGUGAUAUAACUUGCCUUACAUGUAGCGGCACAACAUCUAACAGUUGUUUAACGUGUGACUUAACUGGAAGCACUCCAUUUUUGACAGAAGAUUCAAGAUGCAUAAGCAAUUGCAACUCUACUCAAUUUUCAUAUACCCUCGAUGGAAAGAAAUUGUGCUAUGACCAUUCUUGUCCAUCUCCUUCAUUAAAUUAUUAUGAUCCAAACAAUAAUAGCCAGCCCACCUGCAUCUCUCGUUCAUCUUGCCCUAGUCAGCAUUAUUAUAUCACAAAAGAUGGCUCUAGCUGUUUGGCCUGUGACCAAACUUGUCUGACAUGUAGCAGUACAGCUUCUAAUGGCUGUUUAUCCUGCAAUUUGACUGGAAGCUCUCCAUUUUUAACUGAAGACUCCAAAUGCGUUAAUUAUUGUAACUCUACUCAGUUCGUAUAUACUCUUGAAGGAAAGAAACUUUGCUAUGAAAAUUCUUGUCCAUCCCCAUCAUUAAAAUAUUAUGAUCCAGAUAACAGCAAUCAGCCUACAUGCAUCUCUAACUCAAGCUGCCCAAGCCAGCACUAUUAUAUAACAAGUGAUAGCUCAAGUUGUUUAGCUUGUGAUCAGUCCUGUGUCACAUGUAAUGGCUCUAUAUCUAGUAAUUGCUUAUCAUGCAACUUAACAGGAAGCACUCCUUUUUUGACAGCAGAUUCUAAGUGCGUUUCUGUCUGUCCAUCAAACUUGUUUACUUAUACUUUCAAGGGCAAAAAGUUAUGCGUGUCUACUUGUGGCCCUGAUUAUUGGAACUAUGAUCAAUCUUCGAGCUCAAAAGUGUGCAUUGAUUCUUGCCCUGAUAAGUACUACCAAGAUACCUCAAAUUAUUAUUGCAAGCCUUGUAAUAUCAGCUGUAAAACUUGUACUAGAGAAAACUACUGUUCAAGCUGUCCUGAUGGAACUUAUUAUUAUCAGCAGCAAUGCUAUAGUAAAUGUCCAGAUGGCUUAAUAAUUGAAGAUGGGAAUUGUGUAAAACCUUGCGGAUCAGGAUGCAAAACUUGUGAUAGCAAUAAUCCAUCCACUUGCAUCACCUGCAAAGAUUCUUCUCCUUAUUUAUAUAAAAAUGUUUGCUACAGCAACUGUCCUGAUGGUUUAUAUGGGAACUCAGCCACUUGCAAACAAUGCGACAAAAGUUGUAAAACAUGCUAUGAGUCAUCAAUUUAUAACUGUAAAUCUUGCUAUUCUAAUGAAAAUUCAACUUAUUAUUUAAACCCGGACAACUCUUGCCAGACUAGUUGUCCUGAAAACUACACAGCUAAUUCAACUACUUUACUAUGUGAUAAAAAUCCUACAAACCCUACCGAUAUUUGUGAUAAAAGUUGUAAGACCUGCAGCGGGUCAUCACUUUACAACUGCACAUCUUGCUACUCUGACAGUAAAUCUACUUAUUAUUUAAACCCAGAUCAUUCUUGCCAAAUUACCUGCCCAAGCAAUUACACCGCGAAUUCCACCACUUUGACAUGUGACAAAGACCAAAUCAUUAUUCCCCCAGUGAACAAGUCUACUGUUACUUCAAGUGGGAUUUCUGCUUUUGCUGUUUAUGCGCUUAUAGGAGAAACUCUACUAGCAUUAAUAAUUAUAGUAAUUGCAAAAUUCGCAAGCCCAGAUAUGUACUUACAAAAAGCAACUAUUUUAUUUAUGUUCAGUGCUAUUGAAUUUACUGAAAGAAUAUUUCUCCUAAUUUUCCUAUGGGUUGAUAAGGGCUCAGAAGCUUCAAUUCUUGUAGGGAUAACAGCUUCAUUUAUAGCUGGGUCAAGUGUGCUAUCUAUGAUGUUUUUAAUUCUGCAUUUAGAUCCACUGGUCGAAAGCAGUGCAGCCUUAGACGAAUUUUCUCAGAAAUUUAAAUGGUCGUAUAGGAUUACAAGGUUUUUAUCGUUACUUUUUGGGAUUCACUUUAUAAGAAUAUUGUAUAGUGGAUUCUUUGGUCUUCCUGUAUCAACUCAUGCGAAGACACUGGGGAAUGUGAAUGCGUUUAGAUUUCCAUUGGAAAGAUUAAGCUUGUAUAAUUUGACCGUCAUAAAUGUACCUCAGCUGUUCCAACAUAUCGCUAUUUUGGGACUGUAUUCUUAUAUGAGUGAUGUCUGGCAGAUAUCACUUUUUGGGAUUUGCUUGGAGUUAUUUGUAUCGAUUUUUUACUUUUGGGACUGGUUUAAAGGGCCUUGGAGGAUUUAA
Blepharisma stoltei is the source of this 6705-nucleotide messenger RNA. NCBI's taxonomy places the organism in Eukaryota, Ciliophora, Heterotrichea, Heterotrichida, Blepharismidae. The record is from the annotation of a GenBank genome assembly.